CCAGGAGCGGAUCUGCCAGGACCUGACGGUUUUCCUGGACAAACUGGGAAUUCCGCAGGCGGUGCUGGUGGGACACGACUGGGGCGGCGCCGUGGUUUGGAACAUGGCCCUGUUCCACCCCCACAGGGUCAGGGCCGUGGCCUCGCUGAACACCCCGUACCGCCCGGCCGACCCCGCCGUGGAUAUCCUGGAGAAGAUGAAGGAACAUCCCGCCCUGGAAUACCAGUUCUACUUCCAGGAGCCAGGAGUGGCGGAGGCGGAGCUGGAGAAGGACAUCGGCCGCACCCUCAAGGCCCUGAUCCGAUCGACGCACCCGGAGGAUCGUCUCCCCCUCGGCCUCACCUUGCAGGGGAUCCUGGAGCGAGGUCGGCCGGGAUUUGGGAUGGGGGAGCCGGGGGGGGUUAUGGA
Molecule: messenger RNA, 408 nt
Organism: Corapipo altera (White-ruffed manakin)
Lineage: Eukaryota; Metazoa; Chordata; Aves; Passeriformes; Pipridae
Product: bifunctional epoxide hydrolase 2-like
Exons: 6
Source: RefSeq, a predicted model, not a curated record